Messenger RNA from Polyodon spathula (Mississippi paddlefish), 4345 nucleotides. Its product is annotated as DNA-directed RNA polymerase II subunit RPB1-like. Lineage: Eukaryota; Metazoa; Chordata; Actinopteri; Acipenseriformes; Polyodontidae. The record is from RefSeq and is a predicted model, not a curated record. The coding region runs from base 1 to 3237 and encodes 1078 amino acids. Gene Ontology annotation, cellular component: RNA polymerase II, core complex. Gene Ontology annotation, molecular function: DNA binding. The transcript has 16 exons. Gene Ontology annotation, biological process: transcription by RNA polymerase II.
AUGCGCAGAGCCAGUGUGAGUCUCCACAACCCUGCUUAUGCCCCAGGUCAGUGUGCCUCAGUCAGCCAGAGUGCCGUGCCUUGGAGGAGGCGUGCUCAUGCCCUCUGCAGUGACCCUCUUCUGCCCCCUGCAGGCUACAUCCAGCGGCGGCUGAUCAAAUCCAUGGAGUCUGUGAUGGUGAAGUACGACGCGACUGUGCGCAACUCCAUCAACCAGGUGGUGCAGCUGCGCUACGGGGAGGACGGGCUGGCGGGAGAGUCCGUCGAGUUCCAGAACCUGGCCACCCUCAAGCCCUCGCACAAGGCCUUCGAGAAGAAGUUCAAGUUCGACUACACCAACGACCGUGCUCUGCGGCGCAUCCUGCAGGAGGAGGUGGUGAAGGACGUGAUGACCAACGCCCUCGUGCAGGGCACCCUUGAGAAGGAGUUUGAGCAGAUGAAGGAGGACAGAGACAUCCUGAGAGCCAUCUUCCCAACGGGGGACAGCAAGGUGGUGCUGCCGUGCAACAUCGCCAGGAUGAUCUGGAAUGCCCAGAAGAUCUUCCGCAUCAACACCAGAACCCCGACCGACCUGAACCCGCUCAGAGUGGUGGAAGGUGUGAAGGAGCUCAGUAAGAAGCUGGUGAUCGUGAACGGGGAUGACCCCCUGAGCAGACAGGCUCAGCAGAACGCCACACUGCUCUUCAACAUCCACCUGCGUUCCACGCUGUGCAGCCGCCGCAUGACUGAGGAAUUCCGGCUCAGCACGGAGGCCUACGACUGGCUCCUGGGCGAGAUCGAGACCAAGUUCAACCAGUCUAUCGUGAGCCACCCCGGUGAGAUGGUGGGCGCUCUGGCCGCUCAGUCUCUCGGAGAGCCCGCCACUCAGAUGACUCUGAACACCUUCCACUACGCCGGCGUGUCGGCCAAGAACGUGACCCUGGGUGUGCCGCGUCUCAAGGAGCUGAUCAACAUCUCCAAGCGGCCCAAGACCCCCUCGCUGACCGUCUUCCUGCUGGGGCAGGCAGCGCGAGACGCUGAGAGGGCCAAGGAUAUCUUGUGCCGGCUGGAGCACACGACCCUGAGGAAGGUGACAGCAAACACGGCCAUCUACUACGACCCGAACCCCCAGAACACGGUGGUGACGGAGGACCAGGAGUGGGUGAAUGUGUAUUACGAGAUGCCGGACUUCGACGUGACCCGCAUCUCCCCCUGGCUGCUGCGCGUUGAGCUGGACCGCAAGCACAUGACCGACCGCAAGCUCACCAUGGAGCAGAUCGCAGAGAAGAUCAACGCAGGUUUUGGAGACGAUCUGAACUGCAUCUUCAACGACGACAACGCAGAGAAACUGGUGCUGAGAAUCCGCAUCAUGAACAGCGACGAGAACAAGUUUCAGGAGGACGAGGAAGUCGUGGACAAGAUGGACGACGACGUGUUCCUGCGCUGCAUCGAGUCCAACAUGCUGACAGACAUGACCCUGCAGGGCAUCGAGCAGAUCAGCAAGGUGUACAUGCACUUGCCCCAGACUGACAACAAGAAGAAGAUUAUCAUCACGGAGGAAGGGGAGUUCAAGGCCCUGCAGGAGUGGAUUCUGGAGACGGAUGGCGUGGGAUUGAUGAGGGUGCUGAGCGAGAAGGACGUGGACCCUGUGAGGACCACCUCCAACGACAUCGUGGAGAUCUUCACUGUGCUGGGGAUCGAGGCUGUGCGGAAGGCCCUGGAGCGCGAGCUCUACCACGUCAUCUCCUUCGACGGCUCCUACGUCAAUUACCGCCACUUGGCGCUGCUGUGCGACACCAUGACCUGCCGUGGCCACUUGAUGGCGAUCACGCGCCACGGCGUGAACCGACAGGACACGGGGCCUCUCAUGAAGUGCUCCUUCGAGGAAACGGUUGAUGUCCUGAUGGAAGCGGCUGCUCAUGGGGAGAGUGACUCGAUGAAGGGGGUGUCUGAGAACAUCAUGCUGGGGCAGCUGGCUCCAGCCGGGACGGGCUGCUUCGAUCUGCUGCUGGACGCGGAGAAGUGCAAAUAUGGCAUGGAGAUCCCUACCAACAUCCCUGGCAUCAGUGUGGCAGGACCCUCGGGUAUGUUCUUUGGCUCUGCUCCCAGUCCGAUGGGGGGAAUGUCCCCAGCGAUGACACCCUGGAACCAGGGAGCCACACCAGCGUAUGGAGCCUGGUCUCCCAGCAUCGGCAGUGGAAUGACCCCGGGAGGGGCUGGAUUCUCCCCCAGCGCUGCGUCAGACGCCAGCGGCUUCAGUCCUGGCUACUCCCCAGCCUGGUCCCCCACACCUGGCUCCCCGGGGUCCCCAGGUCCUGCCAGCCCCUACAUCCCCUCCCCAGGUGGCGCUAUGUCUCCCAGCUACUCCCCCACCUCCCCGGCCUACGAGCCCCGCUCUCCAGGGGGCUACACCCCCCAGAGCCCUGGCUACUCUCCCACCUCCCCUUCCUACUCUCCCACCUCACCUUCUUACUCCCCGACCAGCCCCAACUACAGCCCCACCUCUCCUUCCUACUCCCCUACCUCCCCCUCCUACUCCCCUACCUCCCCCUCCUACUCUCCCACAUCUCCCAGCUACUCUCCCACCUCCCCUUCCUACUCUCCCACCUCCCCUUCCUACUCCCCGACCUCGCCCUCUUACUCUCCCACCUCGCCCUCUUACUCUCCCACCAGCCCCUCUUACUCCCCUACAUCUCCCUCUUACUCGCCCACCUCUCCUUCCUACUCCCCUACCAGCCCCUCUUACAGCCCCACUUCCCCUUCGUACUCCCCAACCUCUCCUAGCUACAGCCCCACCUCCCCCUGGAUAAGGGGGUGGGUGGGCCCCAGCUCUCCCAGUUACUCCCCAACCAGCCCCAAGUACACCCCCACCAGCCCUUCCUACAGCCCCAGCUCCCCAGAAUACACCCCCACCUCCCCCAAAUACUCUCCCACCUCCCCAAAAUACUCCCCCCCUUCUCCCAAGUACUCCCCAACCUCUCCUACUUACUCCCCAACGACGCCCAAAUACAGCCCCACAAGCCCGACCUACUCUCCCGCUUCCCCGGGCUACACCCCUACCUCCCCAAAAUACUCCCCCACGUCUCCUACCUACUCCCCAACCUCUCCCAAAUACUCCCCAACGUCUCCCACUUACUCCCCGACCAGUCCCAAGGGCUCCACCUACUCCCCCACCUCCCCAGGCUACUCCCCCACCUCUCCCACCUACAGCCUCACCAGCCCGGCCAUCAGCCCGGACGACAGCGAUGAAGAAAACUAGAUCUGGGAUUUGGAAAGCGCCUCCUGUGGCCGGAGGCUGACACUGCGUCUUUCUCAAUCGCUCACAAUUCUCACCAGCCGUCCAUUUUAACUUCCAGAGCGACCUAGUGAACCAUUUUUUGUGAUCGACAGAAAAAAAAGCAAUCCCUGGUUUUAUUUUAAAGGGGGGGGGGGGGGGGGGGAUUAAUUGCUGAUAACUCGUUUUUUUUUUUUUUUUUUUUUUUUUCUUCUGUUGGCUUACGAAGUGUAGCCACAUCUUGAAUUUAUUUCUUAAGGCAAAGCCAGGUAACUUUUUUUUUUUUUUCAAAAGGAGUUAAUUUUCAAAAAUUCCUUAACUGGAAUUAUAUCGCUAUGGAAAUUACCCAGACCUCCAGAGUUCUGGAACGUGUCAGUUUCCCCACACUCACCAACGGUCUGAACCCACGUGGAGAUUCUGAAAUGCUCCUUUCGACUAGAAUUAGGCAAAGUUCAAGAGGGAAACGUCUUGUCAGACCAUCAGAACUCCCCAAUCCUCGGUUCGUGUUGCUGUGUGUCCUGCCACAGGAAGUUCAGACGAUCCUGGAGAGCCACAAGACCUGGAGAUAACGUUAGUGUUGCCCAAUUCAAAUAAUUAGUUUUUAUAUUUAAUUGAGAACUCUGGUGGAACGAAAACCAGAAAUCGCUGUGGCUCUCCUCCCAGGACCUGGGUCGGCCACCAGCUUAUAUAUAAAGUUGAAGUCGUCUUAAACGACAGAAUCAAAUCUAAUCUCUGCCUUUUUGCUGGCAGGUAAAAUAAGUACCUUUAGUUUUCUGUAAUUUUAAAGAAGUCUGUUUUUAGACUUGGAUCUAAUUGCAUUGCGAGGGUUUGUUUUAAAAGGGGGUUACACUGUAAUGGGGGUGUAGAAGGUUGAAUUAUAUAUAGAAAGAAAUUUGGUUAAACCAUUAAACUUCUGAUUCCACAACAGCCCUCAAUAAACACAGAGAUCAUUUAAAGCUUUUAAGAUCGCUUUCUUUCUAAUAUUUGGUGCGAGGCCGGACUGUAUGCUACUCAAACACACAAAUCCAACUGGUUUUAAUGUUUUGAGCACUCUGUGCUAGCACAACUUUGCUGUGAAACUUUUUUUUGAUUU